UUCCAAAUGUUACCGAGGACAGUGGCUGAGGACCUGAAACAGAAUGGAAGCUUCAACGCUGAACAUUUCCCAGAAUGUACAAUAUUUCAAAGCGACAUGGUCGGUUUCACUCAGCUGUCGUCAAACAGUUCACCCUUUCAAGUAACAGACAUGUUGAACACGUUGUUUUCGUGUUUUGAUGAUAGAAUUAGUAUCUAUGAUACGUAUAAAGUGGAAACAGUCGGAGAUGGCUACAUGGUGGUAUCAGGUGUACCGAGACGGAACGGAGUAAGACAUGCAUCUGAAAUCGCAACUUUAUCCCUGGAUUUGCUAUAUCAUGUAAACAAGCUAGAACUUCCACAUUUAUCCGGUGAAAGGUACAAGAUCAGAAUAGGAUGUCAUUCAGGUCCAGUAGUAGCAGGUGUGGUUGGUACAAAGAAUCCUAGAUAUUGUUUGUUUGGGUCCACAGUACGAAUCGUGGCAUUGAUGGAAUCAUCUGGAGAAACAAACAAAAUCCAGGUCAGCCAUUCCACUUACUCUCUAUUGAGCGCCAUUGGUGGAUUUGAAAUGGAAGAACGACAAACCAUGAGUGUUUUUGCGAAGGAUGAAUUGAAGAAAAACGGCUGUUCGCAAACGACCUUCUGGUUGCUUCAGAAGGAUUUCCAAGUCUGGGAAGGUUAUUCUACAAUAUCAGAUGCUUCAUCAUUCGGAUCUUUUCUUUGAAAUAAUACUGUUUCUUUCAUUUCUGUGCGUGUAAUGUA
This is a messenger RNA of Mytilus californianus (California mussel), 740 nucleotides long. RefSeq names its product guanylate cyclase 2G-like. The record is from RefSeq and is a predicted model, not a curated record. NCBI's taxonomy places the organism in Eukaryota, Metazoa, Mollusca, Bivalvia, Mytilida, Mytilidae. Gene Ontology annotation, molecular function: peptide receptor activity; guanylate cyclase activity. Gene Ontology annotation, biological process: receptor guanylyl cyclase signaling pathway; intracellular signal transduction; cGMP biosynthetic process. The transcript has 5 exons. Bases 7 to 702 code for a protein of 231 amino acids.